AUGGCUGGAAAAGCAGUAAAAUCUGUUGCAAAAACAGUUGGUGAGUACCAAUAUCCAUGGCGGGAGAAGUUGGUGAAGUACAAGGAUGAGCUCUCAAAGGGGGUAUGGGGUUACUGGGAGCUUGGUGCUUGGAAAAACCUUGGUAUCAGUGCCCGUAGACGAGCCCGACUGCGCAAGGAAGUGCUUCUUGCUGGGGAAGAUUGGCCAUAUGAUCCAGAAAGGAAAGAAAUGAGGAGCAAGAGGAAAGGGCAUAAGGUUGACAGAAUAGCAGCAGAAAAGCGGGAGAGAACAGCCGAACUAAUGCAGAACAUGCCUCAAAUGCUGGCAGAUUAUAGGAAAAGAAGGUGGGAGAGGAAGAUGAAAGAAGAGGAAGAUGCUGCUAAAAAGGCAGUGCAGGAGUAG
Fraxinus pennsylvanica is the source of this 402-nucleotide messenger RNA. The record is from the annotation of a GenBank genome assembly. NCBI's taxonomy places the organism in Eukaryota, Viridiplantae, Streptophyta, Magnoliopsida, Lamiales, Oleaceae.